Messenger RNA from Leguminivora glycinivorella, 1015 nucleotides. RefSeq lists its product as uncharacterized. The record is from RefSeq and is a predicted model, not a curated record. NCBI's taxonomy places the organism in Eukaryota, Metazoa, Arthropoda, Insecta, Lepidoptera, Tortricidae. The coding region runs from base 1 to 570 and encodes 189 amino acids. The transcript is spliced from 4 exons.
AUGCUGUUAAUAUUAGACACUAGAUCUACAAUGAAUCAAACUUAUGUUUUGAUAUUCUUGUGUACAUUGAUUGUAGAAAUAGGUACUAAUAUUUUGAACAAGCCUAACCCUCAAAUAUCCCUUGUAGCCACCGACAGAAACUCAACAGGUUCUCAAAAUCCAGAAAACAUUCUGUGUAGAGGCUGUGGAAGUGAAGCGUCUUCAGCUAAGUUCUUAAUAUCCAAAUUAAGUCCGUCUUCUCUCUAUGCAUUCAAUGACACAUUGUUCAAUAGAGAAAAGGUUCUUGUGCAAGUAGUAUCACAUGAUAUUAUUUUCCAAUUCCCUGUGAUAACUACCACACAUUCUACAUGCCAAGGUUUUGGCGAGUGGCAGGUUGAUAAUUCUUGGUUCCCUGGAUAUUAUUGGAAGCUGUGUGUUUGCCCUGAGUGUGGAGAGUUUUUAGGCUGGAUUUUUAAGUCGAUGAGUUCUGGAAGUCCUCAAACACCCGAUGAAGUAUUCUGUUUAGUUCUGACAUCAAUGAUUGGAGAAUCUUAUAUAGAUUCACUGCUCAAGUUUCCUGCUGAUUUAUAAGGACCAUGGCUACCUCGGACUGUUUAUCUGAUCAAGAUAAACAAUUUUUGGCCAGUUGUGAGGAAGAUCUAAAAAAUAGGUAUACAGAAAAAGACGAAGCAUUUAUGAAGGUUUUUAAUGCGGAGCCAAGUCCACCGCCUAUAAUAGAGUCAUGGUGGGUGCCAAACAACGGCGGGCGGCGGAACGACCGGCGCUUCAACCGGCGUGGCCAGCCGUACUCGCGCGACGGACGGGACGGGCGGGACGGGCGGGAUGGGCGCGACGGGCGCGACGGCCGAAGCCGCGGCCGCUACGACCACUCCCGCUCCUACGAAGAUAGGAGCUACCCCCAUCACAGCAAUCGCCCACGCCACUAUUAGCACACUUUUGUUUAAACAUUCAUAAAUGUCCAUCCAUAUAUAAAACCGAUUAGUUAAUAAAACGUGGUUUUGAACUAUAAUAAAAA